AUGACGAGAUUACCGGAGCUGAACACCACAGACGCAUACAGUGACCAAAACUCCACAAAUGAAACGCAGUGCAUCAAUUUAAAUGAUUGGGGUUGGCUCACCCGUCACCAGCCAGCCUACUUGUUCAUCAUCACGGUGCUGGGAAUCGUGUUAAACGUCUUCGUGCUGCUGGUCUUCUGCCUCCACAAGAAGGCGUGCACGGUAGCCGAAAUCUACCUCAGCAACCUGGCGGCCGCCGACCUUCUCCUGGUGUCUUGUCUGCCCUUCUGGGCCGUCAACAUCAGCCAAGGUUUCAACUGGCCUUUUGGAGAGGCCCUUUGCAAAAUGGUCAACGCAGGCAUGAAGAUGAACGCUUACUGCAGCAUCUACUUCCUUGUCCUGGUUAGCAUGGAUCGCUAUGUGGCGCUGGUGCAUCCGAUGUCCUACGGGCGAAUGCGUCGUCCUAAGUAUGCCAAACUGGGAUGUUUGCUGGUGUGGGGCUUGGGCUUGUUACUGAGCGCUUCAACGCUGAUUUUCAGGGCGGUGAAGUAUUUUCCAGAGCAUAACGUUCGAGCUUGCAUCUCGGAUUAUCCGAGCCAAAUGGUAGAGCUGGUCUGCGACGGGAUGCUGAUCACCUUUAGCUUCAUCAUCCCUAUUUCCAUCAUCGCAUUCUGCACCAUCACAAUCAUCCGGGCGCUAAAGAAACAGUCACUUGCGAGGUCCAAAGCCCAGAAGAGUGAGCAGAAGGCCACCACGCUGGUGCUGGCCGUCCUCGUAACCUUCCUCAUCUGCUGGGUGCCUUUUCACUUCAUCACCGUACUAGAUGUGCUCCGUAAAACAAACAUUUUGGUAGGAUGUGCCCUCGAAAGAGUUUUAGCAGUUUGCGACCAGAUCUUUGUCUACCUGUCUAUUUUCAACAGCGUCGUCAAUCCUAUCUUGUAUGUCAUUAUUGGGAAAAAUUUCCGGAAAAAGGUUCAGGAAGUCUGCAAACAGUGUGGCGUCAGCAGGGAGACAACCGCGUCAACGCGUUCUGACACUUCCGCAACACUGACGACUUUCACAUAAGAAUGGUUUCAGGUACAUGUUGGUCUCCUUAAAUCCCUCAGGGGGAUAUUCCAGAAUGACAUUCCAAAACAGAUACUCAUUAGCACAGCAACAUUGCUGUUCCAUGUUUUGUUGUUGUUUGUUACUAGGCAGAA
This is a messenger RNA of Nerophis lumbriciformis (worm pipefish), 1178 nucleotides long. Its product is annotated as B2 bradykinin receptor-like. The record is from RefSeq and is a predicted model, not a curated record. Gene Ontology annotation, biological process: smooth muscle contraction; cell chemotaxis; immune response. Gene Ontology annotation, cellular component: membrane; external side of plasma membrane. Gene Ontology annotation, molecular function: C-C chemokine receptor activity; C-C chemokine binding; bradykinin receptor activity. Lineage: Eukaryota; Metazoa; Chordata; Actinopteri; Syngnathiformes; Syngnathidae.